AUGGCAAAAAUUUUCUACUCUGCAGUUAUCAUCUAUGCUACUCUUCUUAUUCUCGGAGCUUCAGUUUCCGCCGCACCAAUUCCAUUGGAACAACGAUCAGGAUUGAUCUUAGGCGGUAACAACAAUGGCAAUGGAAAUAUCGGCGACGGGCAUGGAAAUGGUACCAAUGAUAACAACACUGGAAACGGCAAUGGUUCGUCUAAUGAUAAUGGAAGCGGUGACGUAAACGGAACAAAUAAUGGAGAAGGAGAUGGUACCAACAAUAACGGCACUGGAAACGAUGACGGUUCGUCUAAUGAUAAUGGAAGCGGCGAAGGAGAUGAUGGUACCAACGACAACGACAACGAUGAUGGCUCAUCUAAUGACGAUGGAAGCGGUUCGCAUAACGGCGAGAACAAUGGCAUCGGCAAUAACGACGGAAUGCCUACUGACUCAAAUAAUCCAUCGACAACGUCACCAGACACGCCAACGAAUAAUCCAGGCGGCAAGAAAGGUGGUAAAAAAGGCGGUAAGAAAGGUGGAAAGAAAGGUGGUAAAAAAGGCGGCAAAAAGCCUGAAGCUGGUUCCGGAGGAGCAGGUAGCAAGGGAUGCAAUGGUAUCCCUAUACCAAAUGGACAAUCAGGAACAGAUGGCAAAAAUGGCAAAAAUGGACCAUCAUCAACAGGUGGUACAGGAAAUAACAACGGAAACAGCAAUGAUUCUAAUGGAAAUGGAAACGGGUUCGGGAACGGUCCAGCAAAACGUGACACUGGGAACGGAAGUGAUUGCAUCGAGAUACCCGGUCUUAAUGCAUAA
Ambispora leptoticha is the source of this 795-nucleotide messenger RNA. The record is from the annotation of a GenBank genome assembly. NCBI's taxonomy places the organism in Eukaryota, Fungi, Glomeromycota, Glomeromycetes, Archaeosporales, Ambisporaceae.